Messenger RNA from Pisolithus orientalis, 1437 nucleotides. RefSeq lists its product as uncharacterized. The record is from RefSeq and is a predicted model, not a curated record. The coding region runs from base 1 to 1002 and encodes 333 amino acids. Lineage: Eukaryota; Fungi; Basidiomycota; Agaricomycetes; Boletales; Pisolithaceae. The transcript is spliced from 8 exons.
AUGUCUACCACCAACACCAGCACCUUCAUCCUGGCACAAUCAACCAACAACACCCAGCUGGUCAUCACCACUGAAAAUGCCAAGCAGAUGGUUGAGGAGGCUGCCAGGGUUACAAUGCAGGGAAUGGUCCACAUGGUUGUUGAACAUCUACCCCCAGCAUUCGAGAUCCCUCUGCAUCUUAUUGCUAUCGAUAUGCACAUGCCUAAGUCUCACCCAUAUUACAAGGUCAUAGAGGAGCUUACCAGGCCUUUGUCAAGGGCCAAGCACCAGGCACAGCCAGUGGAUAAGGGGAAGGGGAAAGAGUUGGGUACAGAUGAGGCUCAAGGGAUUUGGCUUCCAGCCCCUCAGAUCCCUAAGGAACACUCACCAUAUUUUCAGGCGCACUGCUUCCACUUGUCACAAGUCGACGUUGCUGCCACCGAUAGUGCUGUUCACCUCACCAUUUCAUUUGCCAGCCCUACCACUAGCUUCCUCAACCUCAACACUUGCCACGAAGUCCUCGCUUCUGCCCAUCACCUCAACCAUUCCCCAAAGGCAAUCUUUAUGUUUUGUGUGUCCUGGGCUUCGAUCAGCGUGUUUUGCGGCACGUGCACGUCGUUUCCAUCAAUGUUAACAUGUUUCUGUCCUUCGGGAUACUUGGCCAUUUCAAUUUCGAGCUCUAAAGUUUUCAGGUUGUUCCCAUUGCUCUGCACGUCCAUCCGUGCAGUUGACACAUCCGCAUGUUUCCCCAAGCCAUCCACUUCGCCAGCUCUUUGUGCCAAUGACCAUUUUUGCAUCGAUUUGAGCACACUGUGCCUGCGCCUUUGUGGGUCACUCGCAACGCUCCGCACGCGCGCGCACGUGUUCCAUGCAUCUGUUCGGUUUUCGAGCCUUUCUGGCUCCCCUAUGCGUGAUACUGCGCCUCUGGCAGGUACAUCGGGGGUUGCUAACGAGUUUGCAGCUGUUCACAAGUCAUUCGCAACGCUCUGCGCAUGUGUGCACGCAUCCAAUGCGCCCGUUUGACUUCCCAGCCUUUCUGGCUCGCCCACACGCAGUUUUGCACCUCUGGCAGGUAACCCCAGGGCUUCUGACACUUUGCAGAUUCACAUCACUGUGCGGGUAUAUGCAUGCGGUUAGUAACCUGGCCCCUCCACCAUCUCCCUGCUCUACGACACUGUCGAGUGCGCUCACAGAUGCCCACUUGCUGGCUGCCCUCUACCACGAUGGUUGCGGCAUUGGGAGUCGAAACCAUAGAUUCAUUUCUGCCUGCCAAGGUGCUAACCAUAUCCUUUCGUUACCUGUUGUGAAGGGGUAAGCUACUUGGUUACAAUACUCAUUGGAUUCUGCAAGGUCAUCUGGAAUAACAAUGUCAUAUGCUCACUGUGCUCGUCCUCCAACAACUGACACAGAAUUUGUUUGGAAUUAACCAUUUAAUAUGCAGGGAAUUGCUCGUACAGU